Molecule: messenger RNA, 3072 nt
Organism: Salmo salar (Atlantic salmon)
Lineage: Eukaryota; Metazoa; Chordata; Actinopteri; Salmoniformes; Salmonidae
Gene: pick1
Product: PRKCA-binding protein
Biological process (GO): positive regulation of receptor internalization; regulation of Arp2/3 complex-mediated actin nucleation; receptor clustering
Cellular component (GO): synaptic vesicle; neuron projection; postsynaptic early endosome
Molecular function (GO): phospholipid binding; protein kinase C binding; protein domain specific binding
Source: RefSeq, a predicted model, not a curated record
GCUUAGCUAGCAAGUAAGGUAACAAUUAUUUAGGGAGGUGGCUAGAAACGGUGCAGCGGUCCAAGGCACUGCAUCGCUGUGCUAGAGGCGUCACUACAGACCCUGGUUCGACUCCAGGCAGUAUCACAACCGGCCGUGAUUGGGAGUCCCAUAGGGCGUCGCACAAUUGGCCCAGCGUCGUUAGGGUUUGUCCGGGGUAGGCCGUCAUUGUAAAUAAGAACUUGUUCUUAACUGACUUGCCUGGUUAAAUAAAAGCCUAACUCGGCUUGAACCAGGACCGACUAGCUGUGCUUGUGGAGACGACGAUCUCGUCAUAUUCAUCGUCUACUAAAGCCCAGCCAGAUUAUACAGUAUAAACAGUCCUGGAAUGUUCACAGACAUGGACUAUGAGUUGGAGGAGGACAAACUGGGGAUCCCUACAGUCCCUGGGACUAUAUCCCUGAAAAAGGAUGCUCAGAACCUGAUAGGGAUCAGCAUCGGGGGUGGGGCGCAGUACUGUCCCUGUCUCUACAUUGUACAGGUCUUUGACAACACCCCUGCUGCUCUGGAGGGGACUCUGGCGGCUGGCGAUGAGAUCACAGGAGUGAACGGCAAACCUGUGAAGGGCAAGACAAAGGUGGAGGUGGCAAAGAUGAUUCAGGCUGUCCAGGGAGAAGCAACGAUCCACUACAACAAGCUGCAGGCUGACCCCAAACAGGGGAAGUCACUGGACAUAGUGCUGAAGAAGGUGAAGCACCGCCUGGUGGAGAACAUGAGCUCUGGUACAGCUGACGCUCUGGGGCUCAGCAGAGCCAUACUCUGCAAUGAUGGUCUGGUGAAGAGACUGGAGGAGUUGGAGAAAACAGCAGAGCUGUACAAAGGCCUGAUGGAGCACACGAAAAGACUGCUCAGAGCCUUCUUUGAACUCUCUCAGACACACAGAGCGUUUGGAGAUGUGUUCUCUGUGAUCGGGGUACGGGAGCCUCAGGCUGCAGCCAGUGAGGCCUUUGUGAAGUUUGCUGAGGCCCAUCGCAACAUGGAGAAGUACGGUAUCCAGCUGCUAAAGACCAUCAAGCCAAUGCUCCAUGACCUGAACACCUACCUUCAUAAGGCUAUACCAGACACCAAGCUCACCAUCCGCAAAUACCUGGAUGUCAAAUUUGAGUACUUGUCUUACUGUCUGAAAGUGAAGGAGAUGGACGAUGAAGAGUACAGCUGCAUUGCGAUGGGAGAGCCCAUGUAUCGCGUCGGUACCGGGAACUACGAGUACCGGCUUGUGCUGCGGUGUCGACAGGAGGCCCGUACUCGGUUCGCCAAGAUGAGAAAGGAUGUGCUGGAGAAGAUUGAGCUACUGGACCAGAAACAUGUCCAGGACAUCGUGUUCCAGCUGCAGCGUUUUGUGUCAGGCAUGUCGCGCUACUACGACGAGUGCUAUGCCGUGCUGAAGGAUGCUGACGUUUUCCCCAUCGAGGUGGACCUCUCCCGCACAAUGAUCAACUACGGCAGCCAGUCAUGCUCCUUCACAGAAGAAGAGGAGGAGGAGGGAGGUGGAAGUGAAGAACAGGAUGGGGGUGCUGGCAAGCAGGCUGAGAACGGCGCUGAAAAACUGAUUGAUGAUUUUUGAGAGUUAAUAUGAUUGUUUUCUGAAGCAAAGUUCCGCCUACGUCUACCAACUGCCACUCUGCAUUUAUUUAGCAAUGAUUAGUUAAAUAUGUGGAAAUGGUCAGCAAAGUCAUCACAAUGGAAAAUACUACUGUGAAUUGCUGCUAUUCAACUGUACUGGAACUAACUAUUGCAACCUACUGUAACCAAUACCAUUUCCACAACUGACAGCCAUCACUGUAACUAACUUUGUGGCGCUUGAAUCGAUUCAAUGGGUUUUUUCUGGGUCAGUUUAUUCUGCAAGUUUAUUUCUAGUUCUUACCAAACACGCAUAUCAGAUUGGUGGAUGAUAUUUCCCUAAAAAAUGUUAUAUCGUUGCUAAAUGAGUGCAGCAUAGUAUGUUACAGAAUGAUUGGGCAAAGUGUAUUUAUAUCUACAGGUUGUAGGAGGUGCUGAUGCUUCAGUUUAGGCGUGUAUAUAUGUUUGGGGUGCCUUCAGUCUCAUUUGAAUCAUAUGUGAACAGAUGAGUCUAUUCUCAACAAGUGGCCAGUCCUGUGUCUUGAUGAGAUGACAGCGGUUAAAUGCUGUUCCCAAUAAAAUGAUGUAGUCAUUUGGGGCGAGCACAUGAUUAAGAGAGAUCAAUAACCAGGGCUGGCCACAGACCAAAAUGGGACUCAUUUUCCAUUGACACAAGCCCUGAUGUUACAAGUUUAACAGUCCCACUCAAUAUUUUGCAUUCUAUCUGCACUGAACCACAUGACAUUUUAAUGGGGUAGCUGAACAUAGUAGUGAGGUACAAAUCACUUGUAAAGGAUGAGUGUGCAAGGGCAAGGUUCAGCCCGAACAGCAUUUUAAACUGUAUGAAGGAACCUCGGUCAAAUUAAAUGUUAUAAUUCCACUGUGUUUUUUGUUACUUGUCUUUUUCUGUCAUUGUAAAGGAUUUCUCUGUCUCGCUGCUGCACCCGAUGCUAGAUUCUCAGCCCCACUACAGUUUAAUAAUCAUAAAACAAGUGCAGUAGAGGGCUGUGUUGUUUCAAAUUGGAAUGUAUUUAAUCAAAGGGACCUUUGUUGUCUUAUGUUUUGAUUUGUCAACUACUGAACUGUAUUGAUUUUGUGCUGAAGCUUUAAUCUGGUUACAUUGCUACUCUUGCUCAGUUCCACAAACAAAGUGAACCUUGAACAUUAUACCAAUUUGAUAUUUUUGUGUAAAUUCUUUUUAUUUUGCUCUAUGCUUCAUGUAUUAUUCAAAUACAGUAUGUGUCCAUUGUGAAAACCAUGGGCUCAUAAAGGAUUUACAAUAUAAAAAUAUACCGGAAUUUACAUUGCUGGAGCUUCCAGAAUGUCUUAUUUUAUGAAGAUAUUGAAUGUUUUUAUUUCUUAUGGGUGUUUUACUCUUGUGUUGAGCUCUUCUGUCUUUGUUUAUGUUACAUGUUGUGUGGCAGAAGGAUACAUGAAUUAUUCAGAUUUAAUUAAAGUUUCUGCAAAAAAACA